This is a messenger RNA of Rotaria socialis, 519 nucleotides long. The record is from the annotation of a GenBank genome assembly. NCBI's taxonomy places the organism in Eukaryota, Metazoa, Rotifera, Eurotatoria, Philodinida, Philodinidae.
AUGGCAGAUAUAACUGAAGAAACUCCAACUACCGCCAGUGCUAUUAGUGUCCCAUCUACCAGAUGGCAACCGUAUUGGGAUGAGAACUACAAACGUUAUUAUUGGUCAGAUGGAAAUGAAUCGGUAUGGGAAACACCCGAAGGUUGUGUUGAACCACCACUACCUGAGUCUAAAUCAUCUUCAAAUGUAGCACAACAACAACAGUAUUCGACUGAUGAUUAUGCUUUAUCAAUGGCAUAUACAAAUGUACAAACAGAUCUUCGCUAUCAACCCUAUAUAGUUCCUCCUGUUAUUCCAAGUACAAUGAAUACGGGAAAAAGACUUGUUGGACAAGAUGCACGUGAUCUUCGCCAAUUAUAUCAUUACUUUGACUAUAAUGCUUGGAAUGAAGAAUUAAAUCGAACGAAUGCAAAUCAAAAGAAAAAAGUCAAAUUAACUAAAAAAGAACUUGAUGCUAUAAAAGCACGCCGAGCUGCAAUUAAAAGAAAACAUCGUGAUAAAUGGCUACUUGAAGAUUAA